AUGACAGAUAUUUAAAUCACUCAAACUUAAAUGAAUCAAUAAAAUUCAGACCCAAUUUCAAAUACAAACCCACCUUUCAAUUUGAAAGGUAAUAUUAUUGCCAUCAAUUUCAAGACCAAGUACAAUUUCAUCACCUUUGAGAUGAGAAUAAACAUGCUACACCUGGUUGAGUAUGACCUCAAUAAAAGAGAAACUAAGAGUCAGAUUGAUAUAGAAUUCAAGAGCAAGGAAUUUAAAAGAUCUUACACUAAGGGAAUUUAUGCAAUCAUUGAUUCUAUUACAGAUGUCUUGACCUCAACUUUGAUCAACUUAAUGACUGGAGAAUAUGUGAAAUUGAUUGAAAGAGAAUACGAUUCUUCACAAUUAAUCAUCACAUACUUUAGUUGCAUGAUAUUCAACUAGAAUAGUAUUCUUGCUAUUUCAGAUAGAUAUGUAAACCAAGUAAAGAUUCAAAAAGAUCUUUCAGAAACAAGUCUUACUAUUCCUCAGGAUUUCAAAUUGCCUAGCAGUCAUUCUUUCCAAGAUGAAAACAGUAGAUUUUAUCUAAACAGUCCCUUCAACACUACAUGGAUUUUUAAAAGAUGCUAGACUUAAAGAAACAGGAAAUGCAAAGAAAUCAAGCAAUUCAAUAUGAAAGCUGAUAGGAUUUUCAAGAUCAAUAAAAGGUACACUUUGAUGCUAGAAGAAGAUGCCAGAAUGAUUAAUGUAUUCAAAGAGUAUUAAUUCCAUAUUAGAAUCAUUGAUACAAAGAAGAAUAUUGUAGUCCAGAAAACUAAUAGACUAUUUCAAGGAUAAAAACUCUUUGGUAUAUUUAACUUACCCAAGAGAACCUACUCUCCACAUGAUAUGGAGGGAUUUUUGAUAGUAUUCAGGAGAAACAAUGGCUUGUUUGUUAUGAUCUAUAACAUAAAUAAUAGAUCAACAAUGCAGUAUAUACUGGAUGUCGAGACUCAUAAUUUGAUAAAUGUAUACUAAUUAAAUGACUAGCUAUUAUUUGAGUUCAAAUACUAGAACAAAAAGAAUACCUAUAAUCUCUAAUAAAUCGAAGAAUUCUCUUGCUUUUGA
Molecule: messenger RNA, 1065 nt
Organism: Stylonychia lemnae
Lineage: Eukaryota; Ciliophora; Spirotrichea; Sporadotrichida; Oxytrichidae
Source: the annotation of a GenBank genome assembly